CUUCAAUGGCGACUGCAUUGCAAGCGGUGGUUCUUCCUCAGGAGUGAGCGGCCGUCAUCCUCUCUCCCAUGUCAGGCACGUUGGUCGCGUUUCAUCGUUGUGAGCUCUGCUGAAACACGUUGCUUCAGCGGCAGCUACUUUUCUGAAGUGUUGGCGGGAGGGUGGGGCGCCCUUGUAUAUCCUCAGAAGCUCGUGUUUGGAUUGCAGAAAGAAGUUCUGCAGGCUAGUGAAACCCGUUGUGACACAUCGUUAAGAAAACAACACCAUGGCUCUGGAGGCAGCGGUUGGCUCCUCUGCCACCACCGUCCUGAACCUGGCAUCAUGUUCCGCUUCUAGUUCUUCAGCACACAGCUCCCUUCGUCAGCCACGCACAGCCCCCCAGUAUGUCCCUCAAAGUAGAAACCUUAUUGCGCCAGGUUCUGGUGCACUAGGCAGGUGUUUAGCAGGGUUUAGCAAACCGCUCGCUCGGAGGCGAAUGGCCUGCAGGGGUCAGGAGUACACUGUGGAGAUUGAGAAGGGGAGUGAAACAUACAAGCUGCACAUUGACGAAGACUCUUACAUUUUGGAAGCGGCCAUUGAUGCGGGGCUUGACCUUCCGCAUGACUGCAAGCUAGGGGUUUGCAUGACAUGUCCGGCAAAACUGCUGUCUGGACAGGUUGACCAGUCGGAGGGCAUGUUGAGCGACGACGUGCAAGAAAAAGGUUUUGCCCUCAUGUGCAUCUCCAAACCUCUCUCAGAUUGCAAAAUUCUCUGCAUCGAGGAAGAGGAGCUUUUAGGCCAGAUGAUGCAUUCUGGCGAGUUGUAGGAAGGCGGCCGGAAUGUCAGAAACGAACAUUUGAGAAAAUAGUUUCUCGACAUGUUGCCAUGUAACUUUGGGGUUGCGAGGAUAUGGGUUUGUCUUCACAGUUUUGCCCAAGACACUUGAUGUCACAAGUUCCUGAGAAACAGUUGGUUGGUAAACCUUGAAAGAAUGCCCUGGUACUGAAAGGUGACUCCCAGAUCAGCAUUGAUUAUGGGAUCAUGCUUGGCUCAGCAUGUGCUUGGCCACGUGUUAAGCACUGGACUUAGGCGGCCCCGCUAUAGAUUCAUAAUAUAUUUAAUCCAUACACUAGCGGCUCACUGC
Messenger RNA from Klebsormidium nitens, 1123 nucleotides. The record is from the annotation of a GenBank genome assembly. NCBI's taxonomy places the organism in Eukaryota, Viridiplantae, Streptophyta, Klebsormidiophyceae, Klebsormidiales, Klebsormidiaceae.